Zasmidium cellare ATCC 36951 is the source of this 1176-nucleotide messenger RNA. RefSeq names its product glycosyltransferase family 8 protein. Bases 1 to 1176 code for a protein of 391 amino acids. The transcript has 3 exons. Gene Ontology annotation, molecular function: glycosyltransferase activity. The record is from RefSeq and is a predicted model, not a curated record. NCBI's taxonomy places the organism in Eukaryota, Fungi, Ascomycota, Dothideomycetes, Mycosphaerellales, Mycosphaerellaceae.
AUGGGCGACGACUACGAUGACUGGGGCCAUCCGACGAAGCCUCGGUACCGGCCACGAGACCAAAGUGUGAAGGGCGUCCUCCGAUCUUGGUACUACCUCAUCCGACGGAAAUAUCAAACCCUCACGGCAACGAUAUUGAUUGGACUUUGCCUGUUCUGGUAUCUCAAUACCGAGGGUGAACCAAAGCCGGCCCCGGUGGACUGGAAGCGCUUCGCAUACGUUCAGUAUGUAACCGACAACCACAACUUGUGCAAUGCAUAUAUGGUAUUCGAGGCACUGCAUCGAUAUAAAAGCAAAGCCGACAGAAUACUGCUUUACCCGCAAGAAUGGGAUCUCGAAGACGAUUCCGAACAAGACAGGAACAGCCAGCUGUUGAUCCGGGCGAAGAAGUAUUGGAAUGUCAAACUUCACCCUGUCGCUCUACUGGAUACAGACGGCAAGGCAAGCCCAGGGACGCUGAAUGCCCCGAGCUCUUGGUCUACCUCUAUCACCAAGCUGCGGGCUUUUGAGCUAUACCAGUAUGACCGUGUCUUACAUAUGGACAGCGACAUCACUUUACUCCAGCAUAUGGACGACCUCUUCUUGGCACCAAGUGCUGCUGUCGCAAUGCCGAGAGCGUACUGGUCAGAUACAAAGCCGAGCGAGUGGCCACUGACGAGCUUGCUCAUGCUCAUCGAGCCCAAUCCUCUGGAGAUGAAGAACUUCAUCGACAUUCUCAUGUCUUGGAAGCUGAAGCCUGGCUUCCAAAUUGGACGGAACUACGACAUGGAUCUCUUGAAUCACCGUUUCGGGGCCUCCGCUAUGGUCCUUCCACAUAGGGCUUACGCCAUGCUGAGCGCAGAGUUUCGCCAAAAAGACCACUCUGCCUAUCUUGGAACCAUCAACGGACCCCGGGAACGGAUGUCAAAGUUGACCUGGGAUCCCGAUCAUGCCUACCAGGAAGCAAAGCUGAUCCACUUCAGCGACUGGCCUCUACCAAAGCCCUGGAUCAUGUGGCCUCACGAGGGGCUGGCAGAGAUGCAGCCCGACUGCGAUGGCAGUAAACUUGGAUGCCGCGAGCGUGAGAUCUGGAAAGGCUUGUACUCUGACUUCCGCAAACGACGGAAAGAUCUGUGUAGAAUUCUGAGUGUCCCUGCACCCAAAUGGUCGGACUUGAAGAAUCAGACGGCAUCAUGA